Messenger RNA from Tachysurus fulvidraco (yellow catfish), 1598 nucleotides. RefSeq names its product immunoglobulin lambda-1 light chain-like. Lineage: Eukaryota; Metazoa; Chordata; Actinopteri; Siluriformes; Bagridae. The transcript is spliced from 4 exons. The record is from RefSeq and is a predicted model, not a curated record. Bases 603 to 1457 code for a protein of 284 amino acids.
CACUUAUGUUAAUAUUUAUGCUCUUCUAUAUUCAUGUGCAUACUUUUUUAUUCUAUGUACCAUAAAAACAGAGUCAUUUCGUUGUACUCUGUGCAAUGACAAUAAAGAAAAGAUCUAUCUAUAUUAGAUGUAAUAAACUAUCUGAUGGUUGGAGACAGUGACAGUAAUUCAGUAUAAGCUGGAGUCAGAUAUUUAUGUAAUAAAGGACCUCCAGAAAAACUUUCAUCCUUCUCCCAGUCCAGAUAAUACACUGAACUGUAUGGUCCUGUCAGUCUCUAUAGUUUAACACUGACUCAUCGUACAUCACGGACGGAGAAACACACUCAGGAAACACCUGCUGCUCCUCAUGCUGACAUCUUAGAUUCAUGUAAAUGAUGAACUUCUUCUCUGAAAUGUAGAGGAACACGUUCUGCAUGUUACUGACUGAUUUCAUCAACAGAAACUGUGUCAUUGUAACGAUCACUUUGAGAUCAGAUCAUGAAUAAAGAGUGUUUAUAAGAAGACGGUGUGUGUCAGAGUGUUGAUGGUGUGUUAAUAAUAACAGUGAGGUGAGUGUUCAGUAUGUAGUACAUCACUGUGGAGAGCUUCAGCUGUGGUGUGUGAUGUUGAGCGUCUCCUCCCUCUGCCCCUCCUCCUGUCUCUCUUAUAGCACGUCCCUGCAGUCUCUCCUUUAUCUGCUCGUCACGCCGCUCAUCUCUUCACUCAGCACCAGAAUCCCAUCACACACGGACACCAUGCUGCCAGCGCUCUGCUCUCUCUUCACUGCUCUCGCAUGUGUCAGUGGUGUGAUUGUGGUGACACAGAAGCCUCCUGUUCUCACACUGACUGCAGGACAGACGGCCAAAAUGGACUGUAACCUGGGGACUGUCACUAAUAGUGAAGCACGCUGGUACAAACAGGUUCCUGGAGGAGUUCCUCAGCAUGUGAUAAGGCAUUAUCAUGGCUGGAGCUCUCCUAGCUAUGGAUCUGGUUUCUCGUCUCCUAAAUUCACAUCAACAUACUCGUCUCAAUCAGAUUAUAAACUGAUAAUCAGUAAUGUGGAGGUGGGAGACUCAGCAGUGUAUUACUGUAAGACAUGGGACAACUCUGCUAAAGAGAACGUAUUCGGCCAAGGAACAAAGCUGAUCGUCAGCGACGCUGCUCUCCCGUCUCCUGUUCUGAAGCUUCUCCCUCCGUCCACUGAAGAGCUGAAGACUAAAAAAGCCACUCUAGUGUGUUUGGCCAGCGACAUGUCUGUCGGUUUCGCUGAUGUGAGUUGGCUCGUGGACGGGAACUCGGUCACCAGUGGAGUCGUCACCGGCUCUGCACAGCAGCAGGACAAUAAGAAGUUCACACUGAGCAGCUAUUUGACCAUCGACAGCUGCGAGUGGGACAACGACAAAGUCAUAACGUGUGAAGUGUCUGCUGGAGGAAAAGCCGCAUCGGUGAAGAUUAACAAGUCUGAAUGCAGUGAAUGAAACAGAUUAUUGCUUUAUACAUAUAAAAAUGUUUCAGAAAUGUUUUUUAGAUGUUCUAGCUGAAUGUGUAGAAAAAUAAAGGAUAUAAACUCCUGCAUGUAAUCAAAAUAGAAGUGGAAUUAAAGUGCAGUCCUGAAAAAG